Diuraphis noxia (Russian wheat aphid) is the source of this 3364-nucleotide messenger RNA. RefSeq names its product Ataxin 1 (gene Atx-1). Gene Ontology annotation, biological process: regulation of DNA-templated transcription. The record is from RefSeq and is a predicted model, not a curated record. Lineage: Eukaryota; Metazoa; Arthropoda; Insecta; Hemiptera; Aphididae. Gene Ontology annotation, molecular function: RNA binding; protein binding.
AACGGAUAUUAUUUUUAAAUGUUGCUUUAUAAAAAUAGUGUUUCUCACGAGUGCUGUUGCGUUUAAAUUUAAUUUUAUCUCUUGUAUACCACGGUAUUCGUGUGUUUUUAUUUUUCUCUUUCACGGAUCCGUGUGUGGUCGAAUGCUUUGAAAGUUUGAACACGCAAACCGACACGGCCGUGUCGUUUACGAAUCUUUCAAUCUGUCAUUGUCCACUUCCAGGACUCCAGUCCAGCGUACCUGUACGUACGCCAGGUUAGGCGUAAAGUCAGGUGUACGUACGGAUAAAAAUAGUGUACAGGUGCUAAACUCGUCCCGAGCUCUUAGCCUUGGACGUUUGGGACUGGUUUCCUGCCGCGUKAAUUUUGAAGACUGGUCACUGAGAUAUUAUUAAGCUAGGAGCGUAAAAUAAUUAGUGUUUCAGCCGUCCUAAAAACGAACGGAUAUCGGUUUUCGCGUGUCUUACGGGUGUUCGGUAAACAUCUAACGUAGUAUUUAUCUGCCCGUAAGUGUUAGUGUGUGUUGUGAUUGUGUAGAGUGCGUGCGUGCGUGCGUGCGAGCGUGUGUAGAGUGUCGUUAGUGGAAACGAGCUCUCUAAUCGGCUAUUCAUUGACACUUAUGCACAACUAUUUCGCGAUGAGGUGUUGCGCGCCCGAGUUUUCGGCGGUUGUUUUUCGUUCCGCCUCAAGGUCGUCGUCGUCACUGCCGCCGCCGUAGUGCGAUGGUGGUGUCCCGUUUUGCACGCCGAAUUUGUAUCGUUUACGGCGUUCGUGUGUUUCUCAAAAAUACGUGUAAUGAUCACCAGCGGUCUCGUGGUGGACGGCGUUAGCCACGGACUCCAGGCCCAUUUGCCGUAUAACCACCAGGCUGUUCAUAACCACCACCGUAUGUCAUAUGUAGAACCGUCGGCAUACAUGAAAUCGGUGGGACCGCCACCUCCUUCACCGCAGCAACAGCAGCAACAACAACAGUCUUCCGAGCUGCCAUCCACGCCAGAGUUCCUGCGGCCGUUGCCGAAACCGGCACCCGUGAACCCUCUAAAGGCACCUCGGGCGUCCUCAAAGUACGCAGUGGAUUGCCGUCCGGUCAACCUGACGGCCCCUAAAGAACCGUUGCCGCCACCGUCAGUUGACCACCACAUCAGGUUGGACGAUCGGCAUCAUCCAUACCCAGUGUACGGACAUCCUCGGCUCUAUGUCAGUACGACGCCGUACCACCCGUACCAUCCCAUGCACCAGCCGCCGGCGCCAUACGGUGUGUACACUAGCCCGUACGCACCUGUCAUCCCGCGAGAUACUAGGCACCAUCUUAUGCAGCCACCGCAAGAACGGAGAUACCCAAGUCCACCGAAUAAGAACGGCAGUGUUAGCGUCGGGAGUCGGACUAGCCCAUCGUCGUCGCCUCCCGAACAGUUCAAAGUUCCAAACGGUAGGGACAAUAAACCACCCCUACAGCUGCAACACCAGCGAAUCCUACCGCCUCCUCAACCGGUCACUACAGUGGCCGCCGCUCCUGCCGUCAACCACAACAACAACAUCAACAACAAUAACAACAACAACAACAACAACAACAACAACAACCACAUAGGCGCAGCCGCGGAACCAUCGCCGAAAAAACUGCGGCGUAUCACGCCCGAACCGCUGUCACCGCCGACGCCCAAAACGUCAAACUUCACCAAGGGUUCGCUGAUACGGUUGGCCAACGGCAAUAUAAAAAAAGUCGAAGACAUGAGGACCGAAGACUUUUUGAACUCUGUGGAAAACAGCGACCUGCACAGGAUCGAUCCUAGUACGGUAGUGAGAAUCGAACCCGUGGCGGAUUCGGCGGUCAAAGGCAACAUAAAGAUCACACUUAGCUACGGUGACCAAAGAAAUCAUCAGAUGGGCAGUGACAACAAAAAGACGAGUUCAGUUGCGGCCGUUACAGCUGCGGCGUCUAAGUCACAUCAGGUGGAAAUGGAGAGCGGCGCAGAACACCCGUACUUCGUGUUUGGCCGGGGCUGGGCGUCGUGGGACCCGUCCAAGACGUUGGCCAAGUAUGGGCUGACUUGCCAGCGACUGCAGGUGGGCGACGUGUGCGUGUCGCUGACGAAACGAGCGUCGGCGGUAGCCUCUGACGCGACAACGACCACGGCCACGACGACGCCACCGCACGGUAAACGACGACAACAGCACAACRUCGCUGUAGCCGUGCAACAGCAGCAACAACAACAACAGCACAACAAUCAUCAGCAACAAAACCUCCAUCAUCUCCAUCAACAUCAUUCGGCAGUCGUUCAAAAGGGUCAACUGCAGCCGCAGCAGCAGUCCGUAGACGACGAAAAGAAUAGCAGGAACAAGAGACGGUGGUCCGCCCCUGACCCGGAACCCGGUACUUAAGAACACGGUUUACUAUGAAGAAGACAACAAUCCUGUGUGCCUAAAUGUUUCAUUUCCGCGUCUCGGUCUUCCUCAAAUCUUAUGAAAGCGUUAACGAUGUUYACGUCUUAAAUACAUUUAUGUAAUCGUUUCGCGUUGGUUUUUGUAUAAUAUUUUUAUUGAUAUAAAAUAUUUAUACGUGCAAGAUUUUACGGGACAAAAACGACGUUAAAAAAAUCUUCUAGUCCCCUACCCCAUCCAUCCUCCUUAUUUCUUCCAUCAACGAUGUGACAUAAUUUUUCGUUUUGUUGUUUGUAUACUUUCAUUGUUUUCUCCAURACCAACCCAAAUAGAAUUGAUUCCAAUCUCUCGUGRCGGUGUUUAAGUUGAAAUUUUGUUAUGUUGGUGUGUAAUGAUUCCCAGCUUUGCAGUUACUUUUACUUCAAUAUAAUAUGUAAUCGUAUUAAGACUGAAAAUUCUCGGAAGGUUUUUAUAGAUUGUUUUGGAUAUUUCAUACAAAAGUAUAUAAGUGCAUUAUAUAAUUAUAACCACGAGGUGUUUGGAAUGUGAGGAUCAGGGCAGGAAAAACUAGGAACUGAAAAAACAAAACGCAAUGAUAAACUAAAGGAUUMACUAGUUUUCUCUUAAUGUGAAACAUAUUAAAUUAUAAUUUGUUAUGUGUAAAAAUGAGAAAUACUUAUUUUUAUCAUCGUUAUUUUGUUAAAAACUCAAACAAAAAUUUAGAUACAUGUUAUACAUUCACUAUUAAAAGUCUAUAAAAUGUAUUUUUUUUUCUCGGAAAAAACAAUGUAAAAAUCAAUACCUAUAUAAUUCGUAUUUAAUAAUUAUAGAUAAUAAUAUUAUGUAAACCACCUUUUAAUAUUAAUACGCUUAAAACUUAAAUGCCAUACAUUACGUGUUAUUAUUAUGUAUAAGUUUGCAGUAUUUCAAAAACUUUAAAUUUAUUUCUGGAUAGAAUGAUCUCAUCGCGCGUAAAUGAACAAAUU